AUGGAUAUUAUCAAUGCGUUCAUCACUGACCUCAAUGGUUCAAUAUCACCCCUUGUAUAUAAGUCAAACAUCAUGGCCCCGGUCGCCAAAAGGUGGUUGUGGCUCAACUCCCGGGGGGGAAAGCUGACAGCCACCCCUACACUCAACCCCCGGCUGAAAUUAGCUCCUCAACAGAGUAUCCAUAAGCUCGUAUAA
This is a messenger RNA of Clonostachys rhizophaga, 195 nucleotides long. The record is from the annotation of a GenBank genome assembly. NCBI's taxonomy places the organism in Eukaryota, Fungi, Ascomycota, Sordariomycetes, Hypocreales, Bionectriaceae.